CUGCCAUAUUCUGACUUGCCUCCUACGAUGCACGGAAUAAAAGGCAGUGGCAAUUCCGCGGUAUCUUUCCCGCCACUUUCCCCGCCAUGACUCGCCCUGCACGCUGCUACCCACACGCUCCCUUUCCCCUCCAUCUCACCGACUGGGACAGCCUCGAUGUCGACGGAGACCCGUAUCUGGUUGACGCGCCGUGGCGCUAUUUCGAGCCGUUUCUACGGCUUCGCGGUUACGCUUUGUGCUGGAGGUACUACUCACGCGACUGCCCGGAGACACCUUUCCUCGGCAGGUCCUUCUACUAUCCGCCCGCCGCCGACCCUUUCCGGCCGCGCGACGGCGAGGCGUUCGUGCAGUUGGUGGACGUCCAGAGCGAGGAUGCGUAUCAGAGAUGCGGAGUGCACCAGACGACGGGAUGGCUCACACCGUGCCCGACUCUAAAAAUGGCGUAUGACACACAGAGCCGCGUGUGCGCCGUCAAGGCGCUGCAUAACGUCCGCAAUCGCGCGGAGAUCGACAUCAUCACCUUUUUGAACUCGCCGAAAGUGCGCGCGCUCCCCGAAAACCACACUAUUCCGGUCUUGGACAAGAUCGUGACCGACGACUGGACAUUCAUCGUCAUGCCGCACUGGUCUCGGCCCGUGCAAACGAGCAUUCUCUGGGAGGUCGAAGAUUAUUUUAACCGGCUCAUCCAGGCACUCGAGGGACUCGCCUUCUUGCACCGGCACGGCAUCAUCCACCGCGACAUCUCAGUCGGGAACCUGCUUCUCAACAUCCACUGCGGUAAUCCGGGAGUGUAUUCAUGCUUCGUGCGUCGGCGAAUCGCGCUGGCGUAUAUCGAUUUUGGCUGUGCAGUACGCUUUCCGGCGGGCUCGGACCCGGAUACGUGGAUGGGAACCGGCCACUGGGGCACAAUGGAUCAUGCUGCACCUGAGGUGCCACGCGCAAAUGAACCGGAUGCAGGAAGGCCGUACCACUUGGCUCCGGUUGACGUCUACGCCGUCGGCUCUGUUUUCCUUCGAGCACACUCCUGGGAGGAGAGCUACUGCAGCACAUUUGGGAACCCUCAAGGCCGGGAAACCGCCGCUCACCAGGUUCUCUCCACCUUCGUCCCCGGCUACCUCGCCCUCUUGAACAAGCUGACGGCCCGUGAUCCGAGUCACCGACCAACAGCGAUCGCCGCUCUUCGGGAAGCACGGGCCAUCCGCGACGCGCUUCCGCUCGAGCUUCGUUUUGCACCGAACGGGUAUCCUAGUAUAGAGCACAUGAACGGGUAUCAACGCCCCUGUGGUGCAAAACUGCACAGAUAGUAGAACUCAGUCUCCGAUUUCGGCGUACAAAGUAGUUCAUCCAGACACUGUAUCAAUAGUCAUCCCCUUUCCCCGGCAUCCACUCAUGA
Mycena citricolor is the source of this 1393-nucleotide messenger RNA. The record is from the annotation of a GenBank genome assembly. NCBI's taxonomy places the organism in Eukaryota, Fungi, Basidiomycota, Agaricomycetes, Agaricales, Mycenaceae.